Molecule: messenger RNA, 3055 nt
Organism: Pimephales promelas (fathead minnow)
Lineage: Eukaryota; Metazoa; Chordata; Actinopteri; Cypriniformes; Leuciscidae
Source: RefSeq, a predicted model, not a curated record
UUUCCGUCAUAUCCUCCUCACCGCGUUUUUCGAAGUAGAUGAUCAAGCAUCAAGUUUAUCUCUAUAACCAAUGAUAUUUAGCCUGAUUUUCACGCGUUCGUUAACAUUAUUAUUUAAAAAAACAUUAAAUAACUCGUUUGAAUCAACUUGAUUUGUCAGUGUUAUACCCUCUAUGGUCUGAUCUGCGACAACAUCAAGAAGCAGAAUAUGUAAACAGCGGUACUGGAAGCAGACUGAGAAGAUUUCAGUAACACGUUGAUCAGCAGCAGCAAUGUCUCUGAGUCUGACACCGGAGCAGCAGCGGAGGAUAGAAGAGAACAGAAAGCGAGCUCUGGCCAGAAGAGCUGAGAAACAGGCUCAACUUACCUCUGGAUCUGCCCAAACCCAGCACACACAGCCCAUCUCUGCAGAUCCAGGCCCAGCAAAGAAGUUUGCAUCUGAUCGGGCACAUCCAGGGGCACCUGAUCAUGCAGCACGACAGACUCAGCCCUUAAACUCUAAAGGUCCCUGUACCAAGACGACGCCUCCAACUUCCAACACUGCUUCUCCGACUUGCAGCUUUUAUGGACAGGCGGACAAACCGACAACAGGAGGAAAGCGAGCAUGUAAACUCCCAGAAGCAGGAGGAAAUAUCCCUACAAAGAAGCCGACGGUGUCCAUGAAAGGGAGAUGUGUGUCGCACACAGAGAACCGGUUUCGAGUGGAGAUCGGCUACCAUGCUGACCUCAUCACGGUAUUCAAAAGCAUUCCCUCCAAGAACUAUGAUCCUGCGACAAAAAUGUGGAACUUCAGCCUUGAGGACUACCAGAUGCUCAUGGAGCAGGCAGUGAGUAUCCCCUCCGUCUCUCUGAAACCUCUGGCUGGGAUGGAAGGGCUGAAUAUUUCAGCGUCCACCAGUCGCCCUAAAGAUGCGGCAGCUCUGGCAGCUCUGAUGCGACUCUGUCAGGGUUGGCAGAAACCAGGAGCCACGAUAAGGGGCAAGUGUGUUUUAGUGUCUCGCUCUCGGCUGGAAGUCGAUAUUGGAUACCAGGCUGAUGUUAUUGGGAUCUUCAAGCAAAUGCCGUCCAAAUGUUACGACAUGAAGAGCAGAAAGUGGACUUUCCUUCUGGAGGACUACGGACAGCUCAUGGUGGAUCUGAACGAGCUGUCUGCGGUGGAGAUUGAGCCGUUACCUCACGCUGUGCUCCAGUCCUUCUCCUCUCAGUUUGAGAAGAGCGAGUCCCAAGCUCCAGUCCUUCCUGAGGCCGAUCUCUCACACGUAGAUCAACAUCUCACACACAGCCUCAUGCCCUUCCAGAGAGACGGAGUCAACUUUGCAGUGUCCAGACAGGGCCGUUUGCUUCUGGCUGAUGACAUGGGCCUGGGGAAAACGAUCCAGGCCAUCUGCAUCGCUGCCUAUUACAGGAGUGAGUGGCCUCUGCUGGUGGUCGCCCCGUCCUCCGUGCGCUUCACAUGGGCUGAGGCUUUCCGCCGGUGGCUGCCAUCCGUGAGAGCCGACAGCAUUAAUGUGGUGGUUACUGGCAGAGACAGCCUGCGCUCCGGUCUCAUCAACAUCAUCAGCUACGACCUGCUCAACAAGAUGGACAAACAGCAGCCGUCCAGCCCUUUCAGUGUCAUCAUUAUGGACGAGUCUCACUUCCUGAAGAACAUGAAAACUGCUCGCUGUCGGGCGGCUCUUCCUCUGCUCAAGGCCGCUAAGAGAGUGAUCCUGCUUUCGGGAACGCCUGCCAUGUCCAGACCGGCCGAACUCUACACUCAGAUCCUGGCGGUCAGGCCUUCCCUGUUCCCACGCUUCCAUGACUUCGGCACACGCUACUGUGAUGCCAAACAGCUCCCGUGGGGUUGGGAUUACUCCGGCUCGUCUCAUCUGAGUGAACUCAAGCUUCUUCUGGAGGAGUCUCUGAUGCUCAGACGGCUCAAAUCAGAAGUGCUCUCUCAGCUCCCGGCCAAACAGCGGAAGGUGGUCACAGUGACCACAGACGGGGUCAACUCACGCACCAAAGCUGCUCUCAACGCCGCUGCCAAACAGCUCGCCAACGGAUGCCGCAACAAGUCACAAGAAAAGGAAGCGCUCCUGGUUUUCUUCAGCCACACAGCAGAGGCCAAGAUCAGAGCCAUCAUGGAGUACAUCUCAGACACGCUGGAGUGCGGACGAGAGAAGUUUCUGGUGUUUGCUCAUCACAAACUGGUUCUGGAUAGCAUAACCAAAGAACUCGGUGAGAAGGGAAUCGGUUACAUUCGUAUAGACGGAUCGACGCCGUCUGCGGAUCGACAGCAGUUGUGUACCAGAUUCCAGUCUUCACAGAAGAGCUGUGUGGCGGUUCUGUCCAUCACGGCCGCUAACAUGGGGAUCACGCUGCACUCGGCCGACCUCGUGGUGUUCGCUGAGCUCUUCUGGAACCCGGGAGUCCUGAUUCAGGCUGAGGACCGGGUGCACAGGAUCGGACAGACCAGUAAUGUGGACGUCCAUUACCUGGUGGCUAAAGGCACCGCGGACGAUCACCUUUGGCCCAUGAUUCAAAAGAAAAUGAAUGUUUUGGAGCAGGUCGGCCUGUCCGAAUCAAACAUUUCUGAGACGGCAGAAUCUGCCAGCUUCCACAGCAAGGACCCUCAGCAGCUGACCAUCACAGAAAUGUUUCAGCGGUCCUUCGAUGAGGAGGAGAUGCUCAGUUUCAUCGACCAAGAUCAGCUGGAGGCGGGCGUCUCGAGUGUGUCGGUCACAUCGGAUGACACCGCGUGACUCUCUGUCGUCUCAGGGGGGAUUUCUUCCUCAGCAGGUUCUGCAUGUGGAGAUCAACAGUAAUCUUGACUUUUUCAAAAUAUUUUCAUAUUACUGUUGUAAAUUAUGAUUAUACUGUAUAGUGAAUAUUUAAAAAUAAUUGUAACAAAUUUAAUUUUUCACUAAAAUCAACUUUCAAACAUUCAAACCCUGCCGCUUUUGACAUUUAAAAUCCUAGAGCUUUUAUUUUGGCGGAUUACUAGUGAAAUGCUGUAAACUUCUGUCCACACAAAUGUUACUGAAAGUAAAUAAAGUGAUCCUAGACAUGUACUGUGA